This is a messenger RNA of Phalaenopsis equestris, 907 nucleotides long. RefSeq lists its product as uncharacterized. Lineage: Eukaryota; Viridiplantae; Streptophyta; Magnoliopsida; Asparagales; Orchidaceae. The record is from RefSeq and is a predicted model, not a curated record. Bases 30 to 671 code for a protein of 213 amino acids. The transcript is spliced from 2 exons.
AAGUGGAUAGAAUUCCUUUCCACACCACAAUGGAAGAGAACGAGAAGAAGAAGAAGCACAAAGCCAAACACAAAGACCCAACCAACCCUCACUUCAAACCCACAUCUGAUGUCAAAGGCAUUCGAUUCGGCAGCCAAUUCAUCGUCAAAUCCUUCACAGUCCGUCGCUCAUCUCCAUUAGAACUCCUCCGUCUCCUCGCCAUCUCACCUUCUCAUCACAGCCGCACCAAUGGCCUCCCUUUCCCUUCCACAACCAUGUACCUUCCCACCAACUUCACCAUUCUCGCUCACCACGCAUGGCACACUCUGACCCUCGGCCUCGGUACCAAAAAGUCAAAAGUUGCUCUCUUUGUGUUCGAGACAGAGACCAUGAAGGCUGCUGUUGAUAGAAUUUGGCCUGCCAUGAUUCCUCUUGGAGAUGUGAACAAGAAAUUGAUUCGUGGGCUCAGUGGAUGUGAGAUGGCAAGGUUUAAGUUCAGAAAAGGUUGCUUGACUUUCUAUAUUUAUGCUGUGAGGAGAUUGGGAGCCUCUUGUUUUCCCUCUGCUGAUGAUUUGAGGAUAGUUUUGGAGUCUGUGGUGGCGCUUAAGGAUUUCCUUGAUCAUACAGCUAUGCUGGCUUUGCCGAGCCAGAAGAGCAUCACCUUCCAGUCUGCUGUUUCCAUGGCUAAAUGAAGGAGAUUGUGUGUUUUUGGCUGUUGGAGGCGUUCUUCUCUUCAAAGGUGUCUCCUUUCUUUGAAAUUAAUGGCCGAAUUUCAGCAAGUUGAUAUUUUUUUAUUUGUUUAUUUUCCCUUUGAGCACAUAACAUUCAUUCUUUCUACUCUUACAUAGAAAAUCAAUGUAUCUUUGUUCUUUUAUUUCGUUUUGCCUUGUAAACUGCUGAUACUCUUAAUUUCUUUGAUUAGUAUUGA